AUGGGCCAUGACCCUCCACGCUGGCCCAAUGCGGAUUGGAGGGUAUUAACGACUGCAAAUGCAGCCGGGACCAACGGCUUAACGUGCCUUCCGAAGCACGGAGUAGUUCGAGAUAAUAAUUUUUUGGUCACCCAUCCCGUGACCGACCCUUGCGAACGUUGCUUAACAACUACGAUCGCGGGCCACGGCGCUUAUCCACAACGCCACCGAGUUUUCAUAACGCCCACCAUAAAAUGUGCUCCACUAAGCAGUAUCUCUAAACAAUAUUUUAAAAUACUAUAUUGAAGUAUAAAAAAUAUAUCUACCAAAUACUCACUGAA
Molecule: messenger RNA, 320 nt
Organism: Diatraea saccharalis (sugarcane borer)
Lineage: Eukaryota; Metazoa; Arthropoda; Insecta; Lepidoptera; Crambidae
Source: the annotation of a GenBank genome assembly